Molecule: messenger RNA, 1912 nt
Organism: Orbicella faveolata
Lineage: Eukaryota; Metazoa; Cnidaria; Anthozoa; Scleractinia; Merulinidae
Source: RefSeq, a predicted model, not a curated record
GCGGUUCGCGUCGUAAAGUAAUAUUUUGAAUAAAUUGGCUCAGUAAUUGAUAUGAAUAGUUUGCCAAAAUGACUGCGUUUUCACCAUAAAAACACACUCACUAGGCCAAGUUAGCCGGAUGUGAAUGGGGAUGAAGAACUUUUUUCCAUGAGUCGAAUCAUUUGUUUACAAAUCGUGGGGUACAAACAGGAGUAUUCUCUAAAUUGACAUGCGACAAUAUUUAUUUUAAUUAAAGUAGUAUUUAUAAAUUAGAUUCUCAGUUCUCAAGUGUAUUUACUUGUAUCUCAGUAUAUAUCGGCUAGUCUGGUGUCUUCCGCUGUGGAAAAGUAAUUUCAUGGGACUUUGUGUGUAAGAUUAACUGGACAGUAAGUUAAAUUCUAUGGGUAACUUAACGCGGAACAUUUCGUUUUAUUUUGAUUUGCACGGGUCUCACGUUUCACAUAAUGUAACUAGGUGAUGAAAAGGAGACGUGAUGUUUAGAAGCGGUUGCUAUGGUUAUUCUGACGUGGAAGACAAAAUUGAAAGGCAGAAGAAUCAUCUUUACUCGUAUAUAUCACCUCUUCGCAUCGGAGUGUGUUCGUGAGCGGAAACGGCAACAUCGUAUACUAUAUUUUUUUCUGACAUAUCCUAAGCAGUUUUCAUUUUUGAAGUUAGCAUUUUCUAUCUAUCUAUUUUCUGGCUUAAUAAGUUUAAUAGUACAUCGAGCUAAAGCUGUUGGAAGGUUUAUUCAAACACGCAGCAAUGGCCAAAGUUUAUUUCAUCGCGACAUUAAUGAUUCUACAAGGAUUUUUCUUGUAUGGUGAGACUUCAACCUCUUUAAUGAGCUCUCCUUCAGUAACUGGAAGUAAUACACUAGUUACAACUGGAGAAGCCACUACAACUUUGGGAGGAACUGACACAACAGCAGCAGGCGGAGGUGGUGGAGCAACCGCCACAACAGCAAUGGGAGGUGGUGGUGGUGGAACUGUUACAACAGCAGCUGGCGGAGGUGGAGGUGGAACAACCGUCACAACUGCGAUGGGGGGCGGUGGUGGCGGUGGAACUGUUACAACAGCAGCAGGCGGAGGUGGUGGAGCAACCGUCACAACAGUGAUGGGAGGUGGUGGUGAUGGUGGUGGAACUGUUACAACAGCAGCUGGCGGAGGUGGAGGUGGAACAACCGUCACAACUGCGACGGGGGGUGGUGGUGGCGGUGGAACUGUUACAACAACAGCAGGCGGAGGUGGUGGAGCAACCGUCACAACAGCGAUGGGAGGUGGUGGUGGUGGUGGAACUGUUACAACAGCAGCUGGCGGAGGUGGUGGUGGAGCGACCGUCACAACAGCAAUGGGAGGAGGUGGUGCUGGAACUGUCACAACAGCAGCUGGCGGAGGUGGUGGUGGAGCGACCGUCACAACAGGAAUGGGAGGAGGUGGUGGUGGAACUGUCACAACAGCAGCUGGCGGAGGUGGUGGUGGAGCGACCGUCACAACAGCAAUGGGAGGAGGUGGUGCUGGAACUAUUACAACAGCAGCUGGCGGAGGUGGUGGUGGAGCGACCGCCACAACAGCAUCAGGAGGGGCUGGAGGUGGAGCAACCGUCACAACAGCAGCUGGAGGGGGUGUUGGAGGAGCAAACUCUACAGUAGUAGUAGGAGGAAAUGUCACAACAGCAAUGAGCGUUGGAGGAAGUGGAGGAACAGUCACAACAACAGUAGGCAAUGGUGGAAUUUCUUCUUCAACAACUACUACAACGAUAGCCGUUUCAAGUGCCGGUCCUGACAACAAAAAGCCAGGCUCAAUAGUAAUUCUGAUAUUAAGAGUUACAAUUGAUUGCAGUGGAGACAGAUUGAUGGCCUUAAACGUCAGCUUGCAGACCGACGUGAGUAAAACCAAAACCGUACUUCAAUAGAUCCAACACAACAACAUGGAAU